Molecule: messenger RNA, 1572 nt
Organism: Zophobas morio
Lineage: Eukaryota; Metazoa; Arthropoda; Insecta; Coleoptera; Tenebrionidae
Product: multidrug and toxin extrusion protein 1-like
Exons: 15
Coding region: 24-1499 (491 amino acids)
Biological process (GO): xenobiotic detoxification by transmembrane export across the plasma membrane
Cellular component (GO): membrane
Molecular function (GO): antiporter activity; xenobiotic transmembrane transporter activity
Source: RefSeq, a predicted model, not a curated record
UUUUUAUCGGUUUUGUUUAAAUAAUGACUUCAAACAGUAAUUUUUUUGGAGACCGUCAUUUUAAAAACAGAACUUUAGGAGAGCUUUGGAUUCUUCUUCAGCUAAGUUGGCCUGUAAUAACAACACUAAUAUUAGAAUAUCUUCCUUCCAUUACCACCACUAUACUAGUUGGUAGGUAUCUCGGAAUUGAACUUAUGGAAGGUGCCACUUUGGCAUCAAUGUAUAUGAAUGUUUUUGGAAUUUCAAUUGGAUUUGGCCUCUCCGGUGGUUUAGAUACUUUGUGUUCUCAAGCAAAUGGUGCUGGAGAUAAACAACAAGUAGGACGAUGGUUUCAGCGUUACUUUCUUAUUUUGUUACUUCUUCUUGUACCGGUUUCAAUAUUAAAUUGGUUUUCAAAAACAAUUCUCGUUUAUAUACUACGCCAACCUCCUAUUAUAUCGGACUAUGCACAGCGUUAUUGUAGAUCAGCGAUAAUUGUUAUUCCCGCGCUCUGGUUUUAUGAGUUACUGAAGAAACUUUUUAUCACUCAAGGCGCUGUGCUUCAAAUGAUUUUACCUGCUAUUAUUACGAAUAUAACAAAUAUUGGAUUUUCUUUAUUUGUUUUGCGUUGCACUAAUUAUGGAUUGGAAGGCCUGGCUUUUGCUCGCAGUCUUGCGUCACUUAGCAGUCCUUGCGUGCUUCUAAUUUAUUCGAAGUACACAAAAUCUUUUGAACUAGUUUGGCCCUCGGACGGAUGGUCGAAAGAAAUUUUUUUUAGUUGGAAAACUGCUUUAAGUUUUGGGUUGCCUUGUCUUUUUCAAAUGUGUCUCGAGUGGUGGGCUUUUGAGCUUCAAGCUGCGUUAAGCGGGCUACUCCCUAACAAUAAUAUUACCCUUGGAGCGCAUCAAAUAUUAUUUAACGUUACUGGUUUUACGUAUAUGUGGUACUCCGGAAUCGGAACUGCUAUUAGUGUUUACUUGGCAAACCUUUUAGGCGCUGGGCGUGCAAAGCAGGCUUAUAAAAGUGCUAUGAUCGGUUUAGUUUUGGCGGGUUUUGUGGGUCUUCUUUUUUGCGCUCUUUUAUUCUCAUUAAUGAAGAUUUUGCCGAGCUUUUUUGUGAGGGACGCGCAGAUUAUUAUAGAAACUGAAAAAGUUUUUCCUGUCCUUGCAAGUUAUCAACUCGUCGAUUCGUUGGAAUGCGCCUUUGCUGCUAUUUUUAGAGGAUGUGGUUAUCAAAUUCUUUGUGCUUCCUAUUCUUUUAUAGCUUUCUACGUUAUUGGACUACCUUUAAGCGUUUUGCUUGGGUUUGUAGUGCGGCUGGGACUGCUGGGCGUUUGGCUCGGCCCUGCCGUGGCUCUUCUUCUUCAUUCUUUUGCUUCCUUUUUUACUUUAAAGCUUUUUAACUUCGAAAAGUUAUCAGAAGAAGCCAUUGAAAGAGUGACAGCUGAAAGCCUUCAAAACUGUAUUUCCAACAGUAUCCAAGAAGAUGGUCGCCCUUUAUUGGUAAAUCUUGACGAAUAGGGAUAAAUGAAUUAUUAUUGGUUAUAAACGAUCCUUUACCGAUUGAAUUCGUGGAAUAUACAGAUUAAAAAAA